This is a messenger RNA of Entelurus aequoreus (snake pipefish), 1436 nucleotides long. RefSeq names its product glutamine amidotransferase-like class 1 domain-containing protein 3, mitochondrial. Bases 39 to 803 code for a protein of 254 amino acids. The transcript has 4 exons. NCBI's taxonomy places the organism in Eukaryota, Metazoa, Chordata, Actinopteri, Syngnathiformes, Syngnathidae. The record is from RefSeq and is a predicted model, not a curated record.
AUGUCUAUGCUUCCUCCUGUCCUGCCUGACAGUCAGCCAUGCUCAGCCUCCUUCCAGUCUGUGGUCGUAACCUCCUGACACGCACCGCCGCUCACGCCUGGAAUCAGAAGUUUUACUCUGCGCAGAUGAGCAGCAAAAAAGUAGCCGUGGUUUUGGCGGGCUGCGGUGUCAACGAUGGCAGCGAGAUCCACGAAGCCUCCGCCAUUUUGGUGCAUUUGAGCCGAGGAAGUGCAAGUGUGAAGAUGUUCGCCCCCAACAUGGAGCAGAUGCACGUGGUGGACCACCUGAAAGGUGAGCCCUCCCAGGAGAAGAGAAACGUGCUGGUGGAGAGCGCCAGGCUGGCCCGUGGGGACAUCCAGGACCUUUCCAAACUCAGCGUCAAAGACCACGACGCCAUCAUCUUCCCAGGCGGUUUCGGGGCAGCCAAGAACCUCUGCACGUGGGCGGUAAAGGGCAAGGACUGCUCCGUGAACGCUGAGGUCAAAGCCGUGCUGGAAGCGUUCCGCGGCGAGGGCAAACCCAUCGGCCUCUGCUGCAUCUCGCCCGUCUUGGCCGCCAAAGUGUUCCCCGGUUGUGAGGUCACCGUUGGCCUGGAGAACCACGACAAGUACCCCAACACCACGGAGACGGCCGCUGCCAUCAACCAGCUGGGCUGCAAGCACGUGAGCGCAGCUGUAGGCCAGAGUCACGUGGACCAGAAGAACAAGCUGGUCACCACCUGUGCCUUCAUGUGCGACGCGCCCAUCCAUGAAGUUUUUGACGGAAUCGGUUCCAUGGUGCAGGGUGUGCUAAAGCUAGCUUAGUGGAUUCUACCCAAGUAACAGCAUGCUGGUGUUUUAGCUAGCUUCACUACAAAUGCUAAAUAAGUAGUUUCCAAGUACAAUAAAAUAGCACUUCUUUGGUAUAGUUUUUGUUCUUUAGAAUGGAUUGUAUAUCUGCAAAAUUGAAUGACGCAGGUGACAUAUUGAUAUUUUUGUGGCUACUUUAUUGUAUUCAAUUGUUUGAAUGAAGCUAAAUUAUUCAACAAAAAAGUUUUUGUCUCUUGUUAAAAUUAUACAUAGAUGAUGUUUUACACAUCAUCUUCAAGCCGCUUUCUGACAGUCGCUUCCGGAUGCGCCGUUUUGUGGGCGGUUUUAUUUACGUGCCUCCACUUGGACAGCGUCUUCUCCCCGUCAUCUUUGUUGUAGCGGUGUAGCGUGCAAGGACGGGAGUGGAAGAAGUGUCAAAAGAUGGCGCUAACUGUUUUAAUGACAUUCACACUUUACUUCAAUCAAUAACGGAGCAGCAUCUCCUCAUCCGGAAACAACAACACAGGAAAUGUGUCCCGUGAAAAACUGUCCGACCGGAACUCUCUAAUAACUAAAGUUCCUUGGGUGAAUAAUGUAAACUCACUACACCGGUAUGUUUUAGUGCUUUCAUGGCAGAUAUAAGUAAGA